CAGAAAUCUACGUUGGAAAGAUCUGUACCGGGAAGGUCAUCAACGAUGAAUCUAUGCUUGGAAUUGCAAAGAUUGGGCCGUCAAGGAAUGCGACGCACACAUCAUCUCCAUGUCUUUCGGCUUCGAAGAUGAAAAUGAUGUGAUCGAUGCGGCUGUAGACAACACCGUUAAUGCUGGCAAACUUAUCAUCGCCGCGGCUUCAAAUAACGGUAGUCUCUCCGGACGUGCCAGGCCAGCCCGUAAAGACGGGGUAAUCUGCAUCCACGCCACGGAUGGGAAGGGCAACAAAGGCGGCAUGAACCCUUCUCCUCAGUCCAAAACAGAUAAUUUUGCCACGAUAGGCGUGGCAGUUCCAUGUAAGUGGAAAGGUAAGGACAUGUGGAAGUCGGGCACCUCCUUUGCUGUGCCCAUUGCAGCGGGUUUCGCUGCAGGUUCGCGAGGUAUAGAUGCAAUCUCACGUCUAGGAAGCUCAAGAUUCUGCGACAAAAAUAGGGCACGCAGGUCAUUUUUCGGAAGAUGGCAGAGAUGAGGGAUGGCUAUGACUUUAUUCACCCCGUGCGCCUGUGGAAAGACUGACAGGAUACGAAAACAGAGAAACAGUCUGAAAAUUAUUGGGCAUGCCAUGGAGGAGCUCUAACAUAGUGCAAAGCCGGAAUCUAAUUGAGGGAUUUAUUCACGUACAUUCUCAACGGCUCCCGGAUUCUCCGUUGUUUGGUUUAUUACAUUUGGUAGCUGGCCCUGGCCAUAGUUGAGGCUGCUCGCAAUUUUGAGGGAACCUUGUAGGAGCGUCAAACCUAUCGAUGCAUCCGUGCCAUCCUCCGCUCCCCCACUCCUCGUGGUCAU
Messenger RNA from Lasiosphaeria miniovina, 843 nucleotides. RefSeq lists its product as uncharacterized. Bases 110 to 529 code for a protein of 139 amino acids. The record is from RefSeq and is a predicted model, not a curated record. NCBI's taxonomy places the organism in Eukaryota, Fungi, Ascomycota, Sordariomycetes, Sordariales, Lasiosphaeriaceae. Gene Ontology annotation, biological process: proteolysis. Gene Ontology annotation, molecular function: serine-type endopeptidase activity. The transcript is spliced from 2 exons.